Messenger RNA from Galendromus occidentalis (western predatory mite), 1671 nucleotides. Its product is annotated as UDP-glucose 4-epimerase. Lineage: Eukaryota; Metazoa; Arthropoda; Arachnida; Mesostigmata; Phytoseiidae. Gene Ontology annotation, biological process: beta-D-galactose catabolic process via UDP-galactose, Leloir pathway. The transcript is spliced from 5 exons. Gene Ontology annotation, molecular function: UDP-glucose 4-epimerase activity. Bases 226 to 1314 code for a protein of 362 amino acids. Gene Ontology annotation, cellular component: cytosol. The record is from RefSeq and is a predicted model, not a curated record.
AUGAACUAUGCGUGGAUCAUCGGUCGCUCGGUCGCCGCCAAAGAGGAGGACCGUGGAGAAAGAGGGAUACUUCUCAACUAGUACUUCACAACUGCUCUCGCUGCAGCUGCUCGGGGUUGAUUUUGGUAUCCCACCGUGGGAUCUUUGAGUCAAGCAGCUGACAUUCUCGGAGAUUGGAAUUCACCUGCCAGUUCAGCUGUCCGCUUCUGGUUUUUGAACGCGGAAAUGGCUCCGAAGCAAUGCAUCCUCGUCACCGGAGGUGCGGGCUACAUAGGCAGUCAUUGUAUUGUGGAACUGCUGCAAGCUGAUUACGACGUGGUGGCCGUAGAUAACUUUGCGAAUGCUCAGCCGGGACAAGAUGGCUAUCUCAUGCCCGAAAGCCUCAAAAGAGUUUCGAAAAUAACAGGCAAACCUCUCCAAUUUGUGGCUUGCGAUCUGUGCGACGAAGAUAAAGUGGAAGAAAUAUUCAAACAGCACAAAUUCGACUGUGUCAUACACUUCGCCGCUCUGAAAGCUGUUGCCCAGAGUUGCGCGGAACCUCUGCAGUACUACAAGAACAACAUGGGUAGCACGGUAAAUCUUCUCAAUGUUAUGAAGAAGCACAACCUGCGGAACAUAGUUUUCUCUUCCUCGGCGACAGUCUAUGGCGUCCCGCAAUACCUUCCCGUCGAUGAAAAUCAUCCUACGGGCAUGACCUGUACGAACCCCUACGGCCGAACGAAGUACUUCAUCGAAGAAAUGCUGAGAGACGUUCACAAGUCGGAGCCUGGCUGGAAUAUCUGUCUGUUACGCUACUUCAACCCGAUCGGGGCUCACGAAUCCGGUUAUAUCGGCGAAGACCCACAGGGUGAACCCAACAAUCUGAUGCCCUACAUAGCGCAAGUUGCCGUGGGGAGGCGAGAAUGUCUCAAAGUAUUCGGUGGAGACUUUCCAACAAUUGACGGAACCGGGGUUCGGGACUACAUUCAUGUCGUCGAUCUCGUCAAAGGUCACGUCGUCGCCUUACAAAAGAUCAUGCGUGCAGAACUUAAUGGACUCAAGGUUUACAAUCUCGGUACAUCGCGAGGUUUCUCUGUACUGGAAGUCAUCAAGGCGUUCGAAGACGCUGCCGGGGUGAAAAUCCCCUACGAGAUCGUGGGAAGACGCCAGGGAGACGUUCCGUCGCUCUAUGCGGACGCUUCCCUGAUCGAUCGGGAGCUAGGAUGGCAUGCAGAGCGCAGUCUGCUCAAGAUGUGCGAAGAUAGCUGGCGUUGGCAACAAGCGAACCCGGAGGGUUACGUUUCCAAGCGGUCCGUCUCCAGCGUGCCUCAAUGAGAUAUCCCAUAGGAGUCGCUUGUCCCCGGUGCGGGAUACUGAUUAUUCUCUGUCUAUCAGAGCUGUCACAAACGAACGAGACUCCCGCUGGAUUCUCCGUUUGUCCGCUUGUUAGCAAUUUUUUUUUUCUCAGAAGAUUGCCUUCUGGUCUCGAGCUCCAAAAACGAGGAGCCCUCCCUCUUCCCGUUACGAGGAAUCCUCCUCCGAUACCAGCGAGUUGUUACCGGCGUCAGCCUUGUUAUGGAGUAAACUAGUCACACGCUUAUCUCAUGAUAAGCCCUCUAUCAGGGAAUGACAGUUGGUUUGUCUUUAGGUAAUGUUCUGAUGAGCACAGUAUUUUCAAAUAAACUGCCUAUA